AUGAACGAAGAUGGAUCGAACAAUUUAUUCACAGAAGAUAUAAUCCGAAAACAUAUUGAAGAGAAAAAGGAACUCGUUGGGAAAAUAAUAAAAUUUAGAGACAGGAUACCACUAGUAGAGUAUAAAAAGAAGGAUGACGAAAUGUACAUAUGCUCAAGGUACUAUUUUAUAGGCGAUAUUUACAUUAAGGUGAAGAAGGGGAAGGACAAGUUUAGGCUAACUUUUGUGGGGAGUAAACCGGCCGACGACGAGGAGCACCUGGGGAAAUCGCAUCGGGAGGUGGAGCAAAGUUCGACGUGCACUGAUGAGAAGAAUAACACACUGCGGGAAAUGCCCAGGGAAGACGAAGAUGCAGACAAACUACAUACACAAACAUCCAAUGAUAAGUUGCGAACGUACACAGACAGUGGCGAACUAAAUGCAGAAGAAGACACAGACGAAUUGAAUACAGAGAUAGAUAACGAAAUAAUAAACGGUGAGUUAGAAAACGAGUUAAUGAACACAGAAUUGUAUAGUCAAAUGGUGAAUACUCAGUUGGACAGCGAAAUGCUGAGCGCAGAGUUGUACAGCCAGAUACCCAAGACAGAUUGCGAAGAUUGGAUUCUUUCCAAAUUCAGGAAAAAGAAAUAUAUCAUCAUUUUGAGUGGAACCUCAGGUGGGGGGAAGAGCACCCUUAGUUGUCUAUUGGGUUUUUUUUUAAACAUUCGACGGAUUCUAUCAACAGAUGUGGUGCGUGAAAUUUUAAGAAAGUACAAAAUGAAGGAUGACAAGUAUCUUAAGUUUUCAACGUACGAAUCGUGGAGGGUGAACGACAGCGAUGAUGAUGGGGGUAGUAGCAUAGGUGAUGAAAGUGGUGGGGGUAAAGCCGACCCCGAAGCGAGCAAAGCUCACAGUGCAGAAAUGCGCCUAAGAAGGAAGUGCAUCGAAAAUUACGCGAAGCAAUGCGAAUUACUAUUCACCUACAUUGAUGACAUAAUUAGCGACCACAUAAGGAGUAACGAAUCGAUCAUUAUUGAAGGGGUUCAUUUAAAUGCAGACAUGAUGGAGAAAUUUAACAAAAAAUAUCCAAACAGCAUUAUCUAUUUUUUAGUAUACAUAAAUGAUAGGGAAACGAGCAUUCAGAGAUUUUCAAGCAGAUCUGUAGAUUCGCAGACCGAAGAAAAUAAGUAUAUAAAAAAUAUUAACUAUAUUAAUGACAUACAGAAGUAUUUAUUGGAAAGGACCCAAUGUUUGCAGCUGCCAAUUAAUUAUAUUGAAAAUAUAGACAUAUAUAAUUCUCUAGAGAAGGUCCUUCGGAUAAUUUAUUCAUUUGCUUAA
This is a messenger RNA of Plasmodium coatneyi, 1317 nucleotides long. RefSeq lists its product as uncharacterized. NCBI's taxonomy places the organism in Eukaryota, Apicomplexa, Aconoidasida, Haemosporida, Plasmodiidae. The coding region runs from base 1 to 1317 and encodes 438 amino acids. The record is from RefSeq and is a predicted model, not a curated record. The transcript has a single exon.